CUUCUCUUUUCCCCCACUUUCAUACACAUUUUCUUUGUAUUCUCAUUUACUUUUUGCAUUUUACUAUUUGUACAGAUUUCUUUAAAUAAAGCGCAUUCCGAAUGGCGGCAAUGUCAGGGUGGCAAGAUUUAAAUGAUACACAUGUGUGGGAAGAGCAAAAAGGACAGCCCGCCAACAGCUUCGACAAUAAUAGCAUUUUAGAAUUUGGCGAGUCUGACGAAUUCGCUAACGAUGGGGAUGACUUUGGCGGCUUCGGUGAUAACGACAAUAACUCUGCUGCUGACUUUGACGACUUUGGCGAUUUCAACGAGUUUGGUAUCAGUGAUGCUCCCGAGCUGCUGACUGUGCCGGUUGCUAACAAGCAUAUAGAAGAAUCGGUGCCUGUGUCUGAUGUCGAUCAUGUGCUGGCCAAGGCAAAGUCACUGAUUGACAGCUCGACUGAUUCAUAUGACGAUCGGGCGGCCAUUCUGGACGAGUGCUUGGACCAGGCACUGGGGAGUGCACAGCAGCAAUUACACGGCGAACAUAUAGAGUUAAACGCGCACUUAAAUAUUGGAGGAGCAGAAGAGGCGGAGGAUAUGUUAGAAAGGCUUAUUGGUAGCAGUUUGCCUCUCAACAUAAUAAAUAUCCCUGCGAGCGAGCCACGGUUACUGCGGAACCUGAUUCUCAUAGCAGCGGCAACAAAGCUGCCUGAAGAAUUGCACAGCCAGUUACUCAUGCCCGUGGCACAGACUGAGUCAGCGACAAAUCAAACACGAAGACAGGCUCCAGCAGCGAUCCCAAUGCUGGACAUUGACCGGAUACGUCAGCUGGAAUUACAGAGCACGAGCAGCGAGGAGUCGCUAAGACACGCACUCAAAUCCAUUAACGCACUCAUCUCUGCCAAGGAGAAGGAGAUUGCCAAGCGCAAGGACUCCAUAGAAGCCUACAACCAAGUUAUCCAGACGCUGGUGGCCCAAGCUACAAAAUUACAUUAAUUUCAUUUACACAACUUGCUACAAAUGUGUUUUAGAUUCCUCAUGCCACACAUGCCAAACCUUAGCAUUUUUGAGUUGCAGCCCAAAAAACAAGCUUUAGCUGUCACGUGCUAUCAGCCAUAGCCCACGAUAGUUACAUUUUGUCUACAAAUAUUUAAAUGUAAAACUUUUUAUUGUGGCC
Kickxella alabastrina is the source of this 1158-nucleotide messenger RNA. RefSeq lists its product as uncharacterized. The transcript has a single exon. Lineage: Eukaryota; Fungi; Kickxellomycota; Kickxellomycetes; Kickxellales; Kickxellaceae. The coding region runs from base 102 to 977 and encodes 291 amino acids. The record is from RefSeq and is a predicted model, not a curated record.